Messenger RNA from Oncorhynchus masou masou (cherry salmon), 801 nucleotides. RefSeq names its product zinc finger protein ZFP2-like. Lineage: Eukaryota; Metazoa; Chordata; Actinopteri; Salmoniformes; Salmonidae. Gene Ontology annotation, biological process: regulation of transcription by RNA polymerase II. The transcript is spliced from 5 exons. The coding region runs from base 208 to 801 and encodes 197 amino acids. Gene Ontology annotation, cellular component: nucleoplasm. The record is from RefSeq and is a predicted model, not a curated record. Gene Ontology annotation, molecular function: RNA polymerase II cis-regulatory region sequence-specific DNA binding; DNA-binding transcription repressor activity, RNA polymerase II-specific.
CCAUUCUUCAUAAUAAAGAAAACGCCCGAACUGUGCUUUCCCUUUCUCGUUAUUUCUACAGGCCGACUCAGAUUAAGUCUGAGGUCGGUAACGUCAACAGUGAGGACAAACCCAGCCUGCCUCUCUCCUUCCACACCGAGUCCAAACCUACAGUCACUGGGUCCUGAUUGUGACAGUGGAGCCCAGUUGGCACUACAGGAUCCAGAGAUGGCAUCGGUGAAGCUGGAAGACUGCAGUCAAACACUGGAGCUGAAUGUCAUCAUUAAAGAUGAAGAAGAAGAGGAGGAGAAGAUUGGAACAUCUGUUACUCAUGGACUAGAAUUAAGUCUGAGGCCAGUAACAUCAACAGUAAUGACAGGCCCAGCCUGCCUCUCUCCUUCCACACUGAGUGCAAACCCACAGUCACUGGGUCCUGAUUGUGACAGUGGGGCCCAGUUUGCACUGCAGGAUCCAGAGAUGGCAUCAGUGAAGCUGGAAGACUGCAGUCAAACACUGGAGCAGAAUGUCAACAUUAAAGAUGAAGAAGAGGAGGAGAAGAUUGGGAAAUGUGUUCAUCAUGGAGACCAUGUUGAGACAUUCUCUUCAUCCAGAGAGCAUCAGCAGGAAGAUCACAGAGCAAAGAUGUCUCACCACUGCCCACAUUGUGAGGAGAUUUUCCCAUUUCUACCAAAGCUAAAAAUACACCUAAAAAUACACACAGGAGAAAAACUUUACUCCUGCUCUGAAUGUGGAAAAUGCGUCAAAACAUCAAAAUCACUAAAAGUUCAUCAGAGAACACACACAGGAGCAUGUUCUCUCUAA